GCCCUAUGUUCCUCAUACAAAAAGUACAUGUAGACUAGUGUGUCCAAGUUGUACGAUUAAACAAAACUUACCUUAGAUUCGGAAUUAACGAAGAGCCAAACUUGACUGGAUCAAUCUCUUUUCCAGGCCCAGGUUGGAGGAGCAUAUGGCGGCGACGGAGUCCAGUUUAAGCCCCGCGGUGGAGUCGGUGGUGCCGGCAUGUAUGUUCGCACCUGACCCGGGUUGCGCGGAGGAUUCGCCCGGCGCUGAGCUCAGCGACGCCGGGGACAACCAGAACGGGGACGCCGAGGAUCAUUUAGACCUCACCAGCAAGUUUGCACUGGUCAGCCCUACAGGAGAGCAGUAUGACUGUUUACAAAAGCAGCUGCGAGAACGAAUGGAGGAAGGAUGUGGAGAAACCAUCUAUGUGGUUGGCAUGGGGACAGACGGUGGUGAUUAUGGUUUGGAUGAGCGGGAUAUGGAAGCAUCUGUCGCUACGGUGCAGUCUCUUUGCGAACAGGUUGACGGUGACCUGAUUCUGCUGAGAGAGAGGACGGAGACGGCGGGACGUGUCCAUGAUUAUCUUAUCAGGCGCCGUGUGGGAGAGGCAGACUUUAUGGAAGUCAGAGUGGCGGUCGUAGGUAAUGUAGACGCUGGAAAAAGCACACUACUGGGCGUCCUAACCCAUGGCGAGCUCGACAACGGUCGCGGAUUCGCCCGUCAGAAGCUCUUCCGCCACAAACACGAGAUGGAAAGCGGCCGGACCAGCAGCGUCGGUAAUGACAUCCUGGGUUUUGACCAGGAAGGCCAGGUGGUCAACAAACCGGACAAUCACGGGGGGAGCCUUGACUGGACAAAGAUCUGCGAGAGGUCGUCAAAGGUCAUCACGUUCAUCGACCUGGCGGGGCAUGAGAAGUAUCUGAAGACCACCGUAUUCGGAAUGACUGGUCACCUGCCAGACUUCUGCAUGCUAAUGGUGGGAAGUAAUGCAGGAAUCGUUGGCAUGACUAAAGAGCACCUCGGGCUCGCUCUGGCCCUCAACGUUCCUGUUUUUGUAGUCGUAACUAAGAUAGACAUGUGUCCCGCUAACAUCUUACAAGAGACACUAAAGUUAUUACAGAGGUUACUCAAAUCUCCAGGAUGCAGAAAAAUUCCAGUUUUGGUGCAAAACAAGGAUGAUGUCAUCGUAACAGCCUCGAACUUCAGCUCAGAGAGGAUGUGUCCGAUAUUCCAGAUCUCGAAUGUGACGGGUGAAAACAUGGACUUGUUGAAAAUGUUCCUGAACCUGCUGUCCCCCAGAACCUCAUUUAAAGAUGACGAGCCCCCGGAGUUUCAGAUUGAUGACACGUAUUCAGUUCCGGGUGUAGGCACUGUAGUAUCAGGGACUACUUUACGUGGAUUAAUACGGCUGAACGACACGUUGCUCCUCGGUCCAGAUCCUCUGGGCGUCUUCAUCCCCAUCGUCGUCAAAUCGAUCCACCGGAAACGCAUGCCUGUUAAAGAAGUGCGCGGUGGGCAGACGGCCUCGUUCGCCCUGAAGAAAAUCAAGCGCUCGUCUAUCAGGAAGGGAAUGGUAAUGGUGUCGCCCCGCCUCAACCCACAGGCAUGCUGGGAGUUUGAGGCUGAGAUUCUCGUACUCCACCAUCCGACGACGAUAGCGCCGAGAUACCAAGCUAUGGUUCACUGUGGCAGUAUCAGACAGACCGCCACCAUAAUCGGCAUGAACAAAAACUGUUUACGAACGGGGGACAAAGCCACAGUGCAUUUCCGUUUCAUCAAAACCCCUGAGUACCUUCACACGGACCAGAGACUCGUCUUCAGGGAGGGCAGGACCAAGGCCGUGGGCACUAUCACUAAGCUGCUUCAAACCAAGCCUCUGGCCAAGAUGCAGUCUACCAAGAAAACAUUUUCACAGGUGGAAGGGUCUUCAUCAACCAGCGAGGAAGCUACACAGAUGGAAGGAAGCCCUCAAACGGGACAACUGUCUGGGGGAAGCGGUCGACGGCGUGGCGGACAUCGGCACAAAGGCAAAUCAUCACAGAUCAGCGGCACUGGACCGACAACUACAGCUACUGGAGUGAGCGGCAACUGAGAUCCUCCAUCUCUCCCACCAUGACUACUGGUCAUCUGACGUCAAUAUUUUAAGUGGACACCAGAGGGCAGUAAAGCCUUUAUUUUCCUCUCACUAAACCUCCUUAAUUAGAACCGUUAAUCUCCACUGACACAAUCGUGCCAAAACCCUGACUGACAAGCAGCUGUUGUGUUCCUCGUCCACACGCUCUUUUUUUUUUCUUUCUCACCCUUAUCAAACCCUUUUACUUAAUAUUCUGUCAGCCAUUGGAGUCUUAACACCAUGUAAUAAACACCCCGAAAUCCCGGAUUUUGUAGCCGGAAUGUUUCCCCGAGGACCCAAUUAAGGAGCCUACGACUGAAUCCCUGUUUGUGUUCAGCGAUUUUGCAGCAACGUCAUUUUCCUCCUUCAAUUGAAUUUGGCAAAUGCUAACGGAGAUGAAAGGGAGAAAUCUGUUCUGCUUGUCAAUCUCUCAUGCCCCCUCAUCCUCUGAUUUUAAUGAGCGUUGUAGCUGCCGAGACGCGCGCAUUCACGACAGAUACAUAAAACCGGUCCCUCUCGGAGCACCACAAAUUAGGUGGCUUUCUGCUCUCCCGUGUUGCUUUUUCAUUUCGUGACCCAGCAUUACUUUCAAAAGGUCUCACCUUUUCAACGAAGAACGUUUUUUUCAGCAAAGAACAGGGAGCUAACCGAGACGACGUGUGGCAUUUCAUUUGGAUUUCUGUUUUCACUUUCUUGAACCAUGUCUUAUUUAUUCUAGACUCCUUUUCCAAUUAAUUUACCACUUUUGAGUAGCGAGACUAAAUCUUUAGCGUUGACUAAACAAACAAAAGACUAAUUCACCCACAAACAACAAUUUGGUCAUGUAGUUACCGCCAUGUCAUUCCGAAUCAGCAUGUUUCCCACGCGAUUACAGUUAAUGUUUUUAUUUUACCAGUCACUUUUUCUGUAAUUAGACGGAUCAAAUGCAAAGAAAGUGUGGGGAAAAAAAAAACUAAAUUUAAGUUUUGUAUUCAUAUUCUUCCUUUACUGUUAAUCAUUGUAAGCACAUCGAGUCAGGAAGUCAAUGAGGUUUCUUUUGCAUCAAAAAAAGUACCAUAAUAUUUGUGGCCUAUAUUCAAGUCUUCGCAAUUCGGAUGAUAGCUUUGUGCGGCUAUUAUUGAUCUACUUCCCCUACUUUUUAAUCUUCAUAAGCAACUCGAAUGAAUCAUUCAGAUGGUUUUGUGACUCAAAAGAAUGAUUUGUAUACAAAUUACUGGACGAUACAUAUAUCAUGAACUUUACUUAGAGAUGAAGGGUGGACGUCAAUAUUUUUUUACUACAAUUUCUUGCACAAAGCUACAAAAGACUAACCACUAAAGUCAUAUGGACCACAUUUAUUGGGAUUUUGAAGCUUAAAAACUAUGUUUCCCAGUUUGAUUGUGCAGUCAUACAGGUUUGGAAAGACUUUAGGGUGAGUAAAUGACCAAUUUUUUUCACUUCUGGGUGAACUAUACCUUUUAAAUACGAACCUUAAAAAGUUGUGCGUGAUAAGAUACCAGACCAACUGAGUUCAACACCGAAAACUUGAAACUAAAAAAAAAAAGAAAAUGGACAAAAGAAAAACACAUUGCCCACACAACUGAACAUAAAUAGCUUUCAUUUACAUAGUUUUCAUGAAGAAGGCAUCGUUCAAGGCAGUUCCUGUUCUUGGGUUCUAUCUGCUGUUCUUAUGUUUUGAAUCAAUAAAGGUGAAUCACAAGGUCUGUACUAUCAGGAAGAUCUUUAGACAUUGAUUUUAGUUUUAUCCGAGGCAGGCAAGGAGAUUUGAACCUUUCAAGCCCAGUAGAUUUUUUUGUUGCACAUGAUCUCUACAAGUUCAAGUAAGAGAAUGGCUCAUGAAGACCACAUGCAAGCCUUCAAGUUAUGCAAAAUAGAUUUUCUUCAGAAAUCUGAUGGAUAUUAUUAUUAUUAUUAUUUAUUUUAUUUCUUAUUUUGUGGUUCUUUUUUCUCCCCUCAAGGCUGGUACAAGUUUUAAAACAUUCAAUUGCAUUGGUUAUGGUAUUUUCUCCUGAAUAGUGCAUGAUUUUGGGUUUUUUUUGCAUAAAAAUAUGCAUGUGCACUAUGUACAAAUAAAGAAAAAAAAAACGU
Pimephales promelas (fathead minnow) is the source of this 4180-nucleotide messenger RNA. RefSeq names its product GTP binding protein 1, like (gene gtpbp1l). The record is from RefSeq and is a predicted model, not a curated record. Gene Ontology annotation, biological process: translational elongation. Gene Ontology annotation, molecular function: GTPase activity; translation elongation factor activity; GTP binding. Lineage: Eukaryota; Metazoa; Chordata; Actinopteri; Cypriniformes; Leuciscidae.